AUGGCGGGCCUCGACCUGGACGAGGAAAUCGAUGUCUCGUUCGUCGACAUCGCGCCCCCCACUCCGCCGCACAAGCUGGUCCGAAAUGCGCGAUUCCCCUUCUGCUGUCGGCGCCGGCGGGGCCCUGGACAGCAGUGUUACGCGGUGCUGGGUGACGAUGUCCUCACAGCUCAGAUCCUCAGCUAUGCUUCCAUUGGCUCACUACAGAGGAUCGGCAUGACCUGCAGGACGUGGCUGGACCGGGCCUAUAGCCUGGCCUCGGACGUGGAGGUGGACAUGGGAUCGUGGAAGUGCGCGCAUCGACGGGCUGGCUCCCACCUGGCCUUCGACCUCGGCAUGUGUCUCUUUCCCGGAGCCAAAUUCGGCAGGACGAUAACUCUUGCAGGCCAGACGUGGAAGAGUCCCGAGCUUCAGAAUUCCGAGGUCGGCGACGACGACCUCAAGGCCGCGUUGAGGCGAUUUCGGACAGGUCAGGUGGCACGGCUGGUUGCAAGCAGCUCCUCCUUGCACUCCUCCUCAGUUCGCUGGGCCCUGGAGUCCUUCUCAGGGCUUCAAGAGUUGUGCCUGAGCGCCUGUGGGUCGGCGAAGAUGGGAGCGGAAGUUCAAGCAUCCUUGGAUUUGUGUACGUCCUUGAGGUCUCUCCACCUGGAUCGGGUGCAGCUGCGCCCACCCCCUGCAAAAGGAUUGAGAGAGCUGAUCGUGGGCCGUCAGGUGAUGCGAGACUUCUGGGUUCUGGGGCACUUUCCACAGCUGAGAGUUCUGAAUGUAUCCAGCAAGGCGUUCAUCAACGCAACCUGUGGGCAAAAGCAUCUGUGGCUGCUCAAGACCUUCAAGGAGUGCCGCAGUUUGGAAGAAGUUCAAGUCUAUUCCGCGGCCGAAGUGACCAAUGAGAUGCUUGCAGUAUUGAUGCAGCAUGUGCCCGAUUUGAAGAAAUUCUCUGGGUGCCACACCUCUCCCUUCGUUGAUUUCGGUAGAACGGUUGACUUUCCUUUUGAAGGCGGUGCUCGUCGUUUGGACGCGGGCUCUUUGUGUACAGAAGCCACGGAUGCUUUCACGGCCCAUUUCCCUGCCGCCGACAUCUUCAUCGACGAUGUCUACGCGGAAAUGUUAGAAGAAGAUGACUCUUGGUAG
This is a messenger RNA of Symbiodinium natans, 1131 nucleotides long. The record is from the annotation of a GenBank genome assembly. NCBI's taxonomy places the organism in Eukaryota, Dinophyceae, Suessiales, Symbiodiniaceae.